CACACACAGAGAGCAGGGCACACCGGGUUUGACUGCAGACAGUGGCGGUUCAGUUGACAGACACUCAGCAGACAUUAACACCUGUCAUGAAGAUGCUCUUCAGCCUCGUGCUCCUCUCCCUCCUCUUCUCUCCAGUUUUGUCACUGGAGUGCUACGUGUGCAGUUCCUCUGCUACAAAUGAAGAAUGCAACAGGAACACUCAGGAAUGUCAGACGCCGCUGGACACAUGCAUGACGGUUGUGGACACAUUAGGCUCUGUAACAGCCAUAGUGAAGCAGUGUGCCAGCAGGGCCACAUGCGAAGGAGCUUCUUCGUCUGCCUCCGUUGACUCGGAUGGAAACGGAAACAAAGUCAACUGCUGCAACACCUUCGACUUGUGUAACUUCAGUGGAGCUGAGUCCAUUCACGCACACAUGACACUUCUGUUUCUAACUGUAGGUGCUUUACUGCUGCUGUCCUGCUGAGGCCAGAUACAGCUAUACAGUCCCUCAUAUGUAAUAUAUUGUAUCAUGUAAAAACUGUGUAGCUUUCUAAUUCAAUUAAUAAUUCUAUUCUUAUUAAACCCGCUGUAUAUACACGUAUGACAUUUAAAAUGUUGACAAUAACCUAAAUGAAAAACUAAUUGUUAACCUAAAAAAAUCUGCACUCAAUAUUGUUUUAAUUACCUGUGAGACUCACUAAGUGCAGGGUUUUCAUCGUUGUUUUAGCACUUAGCUUUGAAACUUUAGGGACUUGAAUACUGAGCUGAAUACUUCUGUACUACGCUUGAAUACUCUUGAUCUUUCCAAACUACAGCCUAAAAUCCCUUUAAAGGAUAUAAAUGUGUUGUAAAAUAAACAGCAGUAUGGCUUGCCUGUA
This is a messenger RNA of Seriola aureovittata, 858 nucleotides long. Its product is annotated as ly6/PLAUR domain-containing protein 6B-like. The transcript is spliced from 3 exons. Bases 87 to 464 code for a protein of 125 amino acids. NCBI's taxonomy places the organism in Eukaryota, Metazoa, Chordata, Actinopteri, Carangiformes, Carangidae. The record is from RefSeq and is a predicted model, not a curated record.